GUCCUCGCGAGAGCAGUGGAGGAGAGCAAUGCAGUGAGCGCGAGAGAUGCAGCUUAGUGAGGGGAGCACUUCAACAGCAAGACAAAUAGCUAUAUCCCUGAAAAACGGACGGGGUCAUGUAAUAUGUCCUCGAAACGUUGCUGCGAUAUUUAGCCUAUGUUUUGAUGCAGUCUACAUAUGUAGCCUACACCGGGGAGGUAACUGUAGCCAAGCGAAACAGUGAAGAACAGGCGGCCAGUAGAGGACAGCCGGGGACUCUUACAGCUACUUUCAGAGAUGUCCCUUCUCUGUGUCAGAGUGAAGAAAGCCAAGCUGGAUGGACCCCAAGAGAAGUUCAACACGUACUUGACCCUGAAGGUGCAGAAUGUGAAGAGCACCACCAUCGCUGUCCGAGGCAGCCUGCCCAGUUGGGAGCAGGACUUCAUGUUUGAGAUCAACAGGCUGGACCUGGGGCUGACGGUGGAGGUGUGGAAUAAAGGGUUAAUAUGGGACACCAUGGUGGGAACUGUAUGGAUCCCCCUGCACAGCAUCCGCCAAUCAAACGUGGAGAGUCCGGGGGACUGGCUGACCCUGGACUCCCAGGCCAUCAUGGCGGACAACGAUAUCUGUGGAACCAAAGACCCCACCUUACACCAGGUGCUGCUGGACACACGCUUCGAACUGCCUCUGGAUAUCCCUGAGGAGGAGGCGCGCUAUUGGGCCAAAAAACUGGAGCAACUCAACGCCAUGAGAGAUCAGGAUAUUACUAACCAGUACUCAUACCAAGAAGACCAGGAGCAACCACUUCCUGUUCCAGGGACACAGUGCUGUAACUGGAGUCUGUGGGGAGACCAACAAAAUGAGGACCCAGACAGUGCUGUGGAUGACAGAGACAGUGACUAUCGCAGUGAGACCAGUAACGGCAUUCCUCCUCCUUACUACACCACGUCCCAGCCCAAUGCCUCCGUCCACCAGUACCCCAUCAGAGACCAGCAGAACCGCCCCUCCUCCUACCCCACCUCUAACAGCUGUAACCCCCUCGACUACCACCAGAGGGCCAUCAGUCCGACGGGAAGCUAUGUGUCGUCGGCAGAGUUGAGUCACUGCAGCAGCCAGCUGAGUGAGGAGGAGUACGAGCCGGAAUACAGAGAGAGAGACCCUUAUGAUGAGAAUGACUCCUACCACUCCUGCCACUCCUCUGUCAGCUACAGCAAAGGUUCUCCCGACUGGGACCCCGAUGAGAUCCAGGGGGCGUACAGCGACGAGCGGGGCUAUAGUAAGGACGGGGGCGAGUAGGGGGCCGUCUAUGAGGAGGAUGACAGGGGUCUGUAUGAGGAAGAGGUGGCGUAUGAAGGAGAGGAGGGGCACAUAUAUGACGAUGAGGAUUACCUUCUGGAUGGGGCCCUCAGUGAGGAUAUAGAGGUCCCGUACACCCCUACCCCCACCAGCACGGCACCCCUCACACUGGACGUCCCAGGUGCUUCUAGACCCCCCCUGCAGAAACAGCCCUCUCUGCAUCAACAGCAGGCUCCACCCAGCCAACCGCCCAGCCAUGCCUCAAAUCAGGCCCACCCUCCGGGCAUGGCUCCAGGAGGACAGCCCUCGGGACAGCCCCCCACCCAGGCCCCUCAAGCCCAGUCUCAUCCCCAGCCAGCUCCUGCCCCAACCCAGUCCUUCUUCUCCAUGGCCAAACCCUUCUCAGCAGCAGUAACAGGCCUGGCCUCCUCUUUCCUGUCUUCUGGAGUCCCUACUGCCCAACCUGCUCAGGCUCACCUCCCAGCUUCACAACCCCAGCCCCAGUCUGCCUCCUGCAUCCCCCCAUCUCACCCCGCCACUGCCUCCCAUGGGCCCCAGUCCACAACCACUGGCCCCCCCUCUCAGCUGACCUCCUCCACUGCCUCUCCCUCUCAGGCCCAGCCCCUUGCCCCUACAACCACCCAAUCAGAGGGCCCUGAUGCCGAACCCCCCUUGCCGGAGGACCAACUCCUCCUAGAGGAAGACAAACCCCUUCCCCCCAAAAUUAGGACCCCCACCCCGACAGAGGAGGAGCACCCUAUGGAAGAUGAGGACCAACGGUAUGACGAGAGUCGCCCCCCCACCCCCGUAGAGGAGGAGGAGCCCCUCCCAGAGAGUCCUCCUGUAGAUGAGGAGCCCAAGGAGCCGGUGGACCCGUCCGUAAGGGCUAGGGAGAACUGGCGACGAAUCAUCGACAAGGUCCAACAGCAGCUUCAAGAGGCACGAGGAGAGUCAUCCAAUUCCUUGUGGUUUGGUAAAGGAGGGGUAGGAGAGGUUCUGUACAGCAUCGACAGCAUGCCUGACCUACGCAAGAAGAAAGGCCCCACCCUGGUCAGAGACCUCUUACAGGCCAUGUCUAUGGCCUCUCAGAACGCUCGGAAGGCUGGGAUCACCAUGGCGAUGGCCUGCAGCACCCUUGGCAAUGAGGACCUGAAGAGUCAUGUGUACAAGAAGACCCUACAGGCUCUGAUCUACCCCAUCUCCUGCACCACGCCCCAUAACUUUGAGGUGUGGACGGCCACCACGCCCACCUACUGCUACGAGUGUGAGGGGCUGCUGUGGGGCAUCGCCCGCCAGGGCAUGAGGUGCUCCGAGUGCGGGGUCAAAUGUCACGACAAGUGCCAGGACCUUCUCAAUGCCGACUGCCUGCAGAGGGCAGCGGAGAAGAGUUCUAAGCAUGGGGCAGAGGACCGAACCCAGAACAUCAUCAUGGUUUUAAAGGACAGGAUGAAGAUCAGAGAGAGGAACAAACCGGAAAUCUUCGAGCUCAUCCAGGAAGUGUUUAGUGUCGUCAAGGCGACGCACGCCACGCAGAUGAAGCAGAUCAAACAGAGCGUGCUCGAUGGGACGUCCAAGUGGUCGGCCAUGAUCAGCAUGACUGUGCAGUGUGCACAGGGCCUUCAGGCCAAGGACAAGACCGGCUCCAGUGAUCCCUACGUCACAGUUCAGGUGGGCAAGACCAAGAAGAGGACCAAGACCAUCUAUGGUAACCUCAACCCUGUCUGGGAUGAGAACUUCCACUUCGAAUGCCACAACUCGUCGGACCGGAUCAAGGUACGCGUGUGGGAUGAAGACGAUGACAUCAAGUCCAGGGUGAAGCAGAAGUUCAAACGGGAGUCCGAUGACUUCCUGGGUCAGACCAUCAUCGAGGUCCGCACACUUAGCGGCGAGAUGGACGUAUGGUACAACCUGGACAAGAGAACAGACAAGUCGGCUGUGUCUGGAGCCAUCCGGAUGCACAUCAGUGUAGAGAUCAAAGGAGAGGAGACUGUGGCUCCCUACCAUGUCCAGUACACCUGUCUACACGAACACCUGUUCCAGUACACUACAGAGGAGCAGAACAGUGGUGUGGUGAAGAUACCUGAUGCCAAAGGAGACGACGCGUGGAAGGUGUACUUCGAGGAGACUCCCCAGGAGAUCGUGGAUGAGUUCGCCAUGCGUUACGGAGUGGAGUCCAUCUACCAGGCUAUGACCCAUUUUGCAUGCCUGUCGUCGAAGUACAUGUGCCCUGGUGUACCCGCGGUGAUGAGUACCCUUCUGGCCAACAUCAAUGCCUACUAUGCUCACACCACCCAGUCCACCAAUAACGUCUCGGCAUCAGACCGCUUCGCCGCAUCCAACUUUGGAAAGGACAGGUUUGUGAAACUUCUAGACCAGCUCCACAACUCCCUGAGGAUUGACCUUUCCAUGUACAGGAAUAACUUCCCGGCUAGUAGCCCUGAGAGGCUGCAGGACCUCAAGUCCACUGUAGACCUACUGACCAGCAUCACCUUCUUCAGAAUGAAGGUCCAGGAGCUGCAGAGCCCCCCCAGGGCCAGUCAGGUGGUGAAGGACUGUGUCAAAGCCUGUCUCAACUCCACCUACGAAUACAUCUUCAACAACUGCCACGAACUCUAUGGCAGAGAGUACCAGACAGACCCUGCUAAGGCUGACGUUCCAGAAGAGCAGGGUCCCAGCAUCAAGAACUUGGAUUUCUGGUCCAAACUCAUCACCCUCAUCGUCUCCAUCAUAGAAGAGGACAAGAACUCCUACACACCCUGUCUCAAUCAGUUUCCUCAGGAACUGAACGUGGGCAUCAUCAGUGCUGAGGUCAUGUGGAACAUGUUUGCUCAAGACAUGAGAUAUGCCAUGGAGGAGCAUGAGAAGAACCGGCUGUGUAAGAGUGCUGAUUACAUGAACCUGCACUUCAAGGUUAAGUGGCUCUACAACGAAUACUGUAAAGAGCUGCCCACCUUCCAGAAACGUGUACCUGAGUAUCCAGCGUGGUUUGAGCCGUUUGUCAUCCAGUGGUUGGACGAGAACGAGGAAGUGUCCAGAGACUUCCUGCACGGUGCCCUAGUGAGGGACACAAAGGACGGGUUCCAGGUAACGUCUGAGCAUGCUCUGUUCUCAUGCUCGGUGGUGGACGUGUUCUCCCAGCUCAACCAGAGCUUUGAGAUCAUACGCAAGCUAGAGUGUCCCGACCCCCAGAUCGUAGGCAGCUACAUGAAGAGAUUCGCCAAGACCAUCGGCAAUGUCCUGCUGUCCUAUGCUGAGAUCAUUUCCAAAGAGUUCCCCAAACAAUGCGGGAACAAGGAGAAAGAGAGAGUGCCUUGUAUCAUCAUCAAUAACAUCCAGCAGCUGAGAGUGCAGCUGGAGAAGAUGUUUGAGGCCAUGGGAGGCAAAAAUCUUAACGUGGGGGCCAGUGACUUCCUGAAGGACCUGCAAUUAAAGCUCAACAACGUCAUGGACGACCUUAGUAGGAUAUUUGCCGUCAGUUUCCAGCCCCACAUUGAGGAGAACGUGAAGCAGAUGGGCGACAUCCUGGGCCAGGUGAAGGGACAGACUGUUACGGACAACAACAGCGUGGCCGGGGACGCAGACAACGUCCUGCAGCCCAUCAUGGACUUCCUCGACACCAACCUGUCGCUGUUUGCUAAGAUCUGCGAGAAGACCGUACUGAAGAGAGUGCUGAAGGAACUGUGGAAACUGGUUAUCAACACUAUGGAGAAAAGCAUUGUGCUCCCACCAUUUACAGACCAGUCAGGCACUCAGUUGAUCCUGAACGCAGCUAAGGAGUUGGGCCAGCUCUCCAAGCUCAAGGAGCACAUGGUGCGAGAGGAGGCCAAGGCUCUCACUCCUAAACAGUGUGCCGUCAUAGAGCUCGCAUUGGACACUAUUAAGCAAUACUUCCAUGCGGGCGGGGUGGGCCUGAAGAAGACUUUCCUGGAGAAGAGUCCUGACCUGAAGUCUCUGCACUACGCCCUGUCCCUCUACACACAACACACUGACAAGCUCAUCAGGAAGUUUGUCCUCUCCCAAAACGCUCAGGUCCAUGGAGGGAAGGGGGUCAGGUAUACCCUCAAUGAAGACACAUUUCCAGAGAAGGGGUCGGGAGUGGAGGAGCCAAUCGGAGAGGUGGUCAUGCAUGUGGAGAUCUUCACCCACCCCAACACUGGAGAACACAAGAUCACUGUGAGAGUGGUGGCUGCCAAUGACAUUAAGUGGCAGACCCAGGGGAUCUUCCGUCCCUUCGUGGAGGUCUACAUCAUCGGUCCCCACCUCAGUGACAAGAAGAGGAAGCACGCCACCAAGUCCAAGAACAACAGCUGGUCGCCCAAGUUUAACGAGACCUUUCAAUAUUCCCUGGGCAAUGAGUUGGGUCCUGAGGGCUAUGAGCUGCAGCUGUGUGUGAAGGACUACUGCUUCGCCAGGGAGGACCGUACGGUGGGCAUGGCACUGAUGCAGUUGAAGGACAUGGCCUCUAGGGGCAGCGUGACGUGCUGGCUCCCCCUGGGGAAGAGGGUCCACAUGGACGAGACGGGCCUGACAGUACUGAGGAUCCUAUCCCAGCGCAACAACGAUGAGGUGGCCAAAGAGUUCGUCAAGCUGAAGUCAGACCAGCGCUCUGCCGAAGAGGGACAGGGGAGCUGAGAGAGAACAGGUCUAGCGAUACUGCUGCAGACACACACAGUCGCGCAACAGACACACAGGGGUACACAUGGAUUCAUACACCGUACACAAACGUGCACUGUACAUACACACAAACAAUACAGGAAAACACAUACGUGAACCCACACAACAUAUGCAUAUGUUAUACAAAACAUGGUCAUCAACACACUAAUAAUCUCGAUCACAAUGAUUAGCACGUGUACAAACACUGGUCAACGGUUCCUUCGGCCAUAGAUAGAUGUCCAAAAUCUAUCUAUCAAUUUCUGCUGCUCUCUUUCAGUCUUGCAUAUUACAUCAAAUUUUUCUAGACAUUUAAUGCAGAAAUGUGAGAGAGUGAAAAAAUUAUCACCUGAGGAGUUAUGGAUGACUUUGCACUUUGACCUCUCUGCAUGUUCAGGAGAGCAGCCCUAACCCCAACUCUUACUCCUCUGUCUGUUUCUGUCAAUAUAAGUCUGUUGUUCUCUCUCGGGUUUAUUUUUUUACUGUUGUGCUGUCUUCCUGCUGUGUGACGUGUUCUGGGUAGAAGAUGCCAUCAGGCACAGAUCUAGGAUCGGCUUACAAUCCCCUUGUCCUCAUUUUGCCUGUUAGGGAGGGGGAAAUUUAACUCUGAUCUUACAGCGUCUUCGGAAAGUAUUCAGAACCCUUAACUUGUUCCACCUUUUGUUACGUUACAGCCUUGUUCUAAAAUGUAUUAAAUGUUUUUUUUACUCAUCAAUCCACACACAAUACCCCAUAAUGACAAUGCAAAAAAAAAAAUAUAUAUAUUUUUUUUCUAAUUUAUAAAAAAUAUCACAUUUAAGUAAGUAUUCAGACCCUUUACUCAGUACUUUUGUUGAAGCACCUUUGGCAGCGAUUAUAGCACUGAGUCUCCUUGUGUAUGACGCUACAAGCUUGGCACACCUGUAUUUGGGGAGUGUCUCCCAUUCUUCUCUGCAGAUCCUCUCAAGCUCUGUCAGGUUGGAUGGGGAGCGUUGCUGCACAGCUAUUUUCAGGUCUCUCCAGAGAUGUUCGAUCGGGUUCAAGUCCGGGCUCUGGCUAGGCCACUCAAGGACAUUCAGAAACUUGUCCCGAAGCCACUCCUAUGUUGUCUUGGCUGUGUGCUUUCAAAUCAAAUCUGAUUUGUCACAUGCACCGAAUACAACAGGUGUAGACCUUACAGUAAAAUGCUUACUUACAAGCCCUUAACCAACAAUGCAGUUUUAAGAAAAAUAUGUGAUGAGUAAAAAUAGAUAAGUAUAAAAUUAAAAUAACAAAAUAAAUAAAGAGCAGCAGUAAAAUACAGCAGAUAGGCUAUAUACAGGGGGUACUGGUAUAGAGUCAAUGUGCUGGGGCACAGGUUAGUCAAGGUAAUAUGUACUUGUAGGUAGACUAAUAGUGACUAUUCAUAGAUAAUAAACAGAGUAGCAGCCGCGUAAAAGGGGUGGGGUGGCCAUGCAAAUAGUCUGGGUAGCCAUUUGAUUAGUUGUUCAGGAGUCAUGGCUUGGGGGUAGAAGCUUUUUGGACCUAGACUUGGCGCUCCGGUACCACUUGACGUGCGGUAGCAGAGAGAACAGUCUAUGACUAGGGUGGUUGGUCUUUGACAAUUUUUAUGGCCUUCCUCUGACACCGCCUGGUAUAGAGGUCCUUGGAUGGCAGGAAGCUUGGUCACAGUGAUGUACUGGGCCGUACGCACUAAUCUCUAUAGUGCCUUGCAGUCGGAGACUGAGCAGUUGCCAUACCAGGCAGUGAUGCAACCAGUCAGGACGCUCUCGAUGGUUUAGCUGUGGAACUGGAAUUGUUUGAGGAUCUGAGGACUCAUGCCAAAUCUUUUCGGUCUCCUGAGGAGGAAUGGGCUUUGUCGUGCCCUCUUCAUGACUGUCUUGUUGUGUUUUGACCAUAGGGUCAUUGUCCUGUUGGAAGGUGAACCUUUGACCUAGUCUGAGGUCCUGAGCGCUCUGGAGCAGGUUUUCAUCAAGGAUCUCUCUGUACUUUGCUCCGCUCAUCUUUGCCUCAAUCCUGACACGUUUCCCAGUCCCUACCGCUGAAAAACAUCCCCACAGCAUGAUGCUGCUACCACCAUGCUUCACCGUAGGGAUGGUGCCAGGUUUCCUCCAGACGUGACGCUUGGCAUUCAGACCAAAGAAUUCAAUCUUGGUUUCAUCAUACCAGAGAAUCUUGUUCAUGUGCCUUUUACUGAGGAGUGGUUUCCGUCUGGCCACUCUGCCAUAAAGGCCUGAUUGGUGGAGUGCUGCAGAUAUGGUUGUCCUUCUGGAAGGUUCUCCCAACUCCACAGAGGAAAUCUGGAGCUUUGUCAGAGUGACCAUUGGGUUCUUGGUCACCUCCCUGACCAAGGCCGUUCUCCCCCGAUUGCACAGUUUGGCCGGACGGCCAGCUCUAGGAAGAGUCUUGGUGGUUCCAAACUUCUUUCAUUUAAGAAUGAUGUCCUUCAAUGUUGCAGAAAUGUUUUUGGUUCCCUUCCCCAGAUCUAUGCCUCGACACAAUCCUGUCUCGGUGUUCUACGGACGAUUCCUUCGACCUCAUGGCUUGGUUUUUUCUCUGACAUGCACUGUCAACUGUGGGACCUUAUAUAGGCAGGUGUGUGCCUUUCCAAAUCAUGUCCAGUCAAUUUAAUUGUCCAUGGGUGGACUUCAAUCAAGUUGUAGAAACAUCUGAAGGAUGAUCAAUGGAAAUAGGAUGCACCUGAGAUGAAUUUCGAGUCUCAUAGCAAAAGGUCUGAAUACUUAUGUAAAUAAGGUAUUUCUGUUUUGUUUUUUUAUUGCAAAAAAAAAAAAAAACUUUUGCCAUUAUGGGGUAUUGUGUGUAGAUUGCUGAGGAUUUUAAAAAUAUAUCAAUUUCAGAAUAAGGCAGUAACGUAACACAAUGUGAAAAAGUCAAGGGGUCUUAAUACUUUCCGAAGGCACUGAACAAAAAUAUAAUCGCAACAUCCAACAAUUUAAAAUAUUUUACUGAGUUACAGUUCAUAUAAGGAAAUCAGUCAAUUGACAUAAAUUCAUUAGACCCUAAUCUAUGGAUUUCACAUGACUGGGAAUACAGAUACCUUAAAUAAAGAAAGUAGGGGUGUGGAUCAGAAAACUAGUAAAUGUCUGGUGUGACCGCUAUUUGCCUCAUGCAGCGUGACACAUCCUUCACAGUCUGUUGACAGACCCCCUCUCCCCCCAAUACUGACACUUGACACCUUAUACCUGUGUGCACGGCGCAUAUAAUCUGGUAUAACUACUAUCCAAACUACUAUACAGUGUGAAACACAUAGCGAGAUAAGAAUGUUCCGAUGUGUGAUAUGAAUGUGUAUUUUUUAUGAUUGUAAAUCAAAUCAAGUUUUAUUGGUCGCAUACACAUGUUUAGCAGAUGUUGUGAAAUUCUUGUGAGACAUGCCAGACUUUCACAUCCGUAGAGGGUAGCCUACCUGAGGGUUGGAUCAGUUGUUGGAUGUUAGUCGGCUUGUUUGGAACACACCAUAUGGCCAUAAUGUACAUAGACACUGACAUGGUGCAAUAGACCCAAGCAUGUACGUUUUGAAGAUGGCCUGCUCUUUUUACAUACUCACCUACUCCAGCAAUGGCGCUCGUUUCACAACACUAUAAAGGAGUAAUAAUAGCCAAGAUGGUUGCGUCAACUUCUCACAAACAAACUCUCUUCUAUGUUCCCCUGAAAGUGCACAAAUACGGCAAAGGGCUACAUGACCAUCAGACACAGAAAGGACACUGCCUAGUCAGUCCAUACGUCUGCAUUUGUGAAAAUGAUAGAAAUAUGUUUUCUAUGCUAUGGGCCAUACAAUUACCAACCCAUAGGCCACUAUAUACCAUACAGGAAACUGCAUGGUCUCUCUGACUGCCUUCAUGAUAAUCUGAUUCUGUAUUUUAAGACAAUAUCUACAGUAGUUGUCGUUUUGGUCAAUUUGUCCCUGCAUUUUUCUGUCAAAAGUUUUCAGUGCAUUUUGGAGUGCGUCUGUCUGCGUGUUUUCUGUCCUACCUGACUUCUGGGCUAAGAGUUCAUCUGUUUACAGUUUUUCUCAAUUGCUAAAACACAAUUUCUGAAACCAUUUCCUGAAAACAUUAAACAAAACCUCAUCUUCAAGCACUAUUUACAUAACCUCUGACUCCUCUCGCAAAAUUAAACAUUCGCCUCAAAACAGUUUUACCUGUGUUCAAAAUCAAACACUGCUCUCAAAUCAUAAACAAAGUGAUCAAAAUGAUAUACACUCUCAAGCAGUCAGUAAACAAUACACCGAAAAAUAGAAAACACAUUGUUCAAAACAUACAAUUCUCAGGGAGAAGUACAUUUUUAAUCUAAAAAAAUAUUCAUAUUUUUCCAUCAUUGUCUUUUGAUGAACGAAAACAUGUUCUAUCAUAGUAGCUCAAAAUUGAUCAGAAAUUACUACUCUGCUUUGCUCUUUCGUUUUUUGUUCUUCCUCCUCCUUGUACCCCUAUUUUUACAGUACUGUACCCUGCAUCUCACAAACUUGUCCUUUGUCUCUGUGAUACUGUAAUUCUUGUUCUUUGUUGAUAUGAACCUGCAACCAGUCAAAAUCUAUUGAGCAGUCAGUACUGUUAAUAAAUGGAAAGCACAAUGUUCAGGGCCAUACAAUUUGUCCAUUGUACAGUAUACAGCCUACAAUGCACUGUACUACAGUAUACAGCCUACAAUGAACUGUACUACAGUAUACAGCCUACAAUGCACUGUACUACAGUAUACAGCCUACAAUGCACUGUACUACAGUAUACAGCCUACAAUGCACUGUACUACAGUAUACAGCCUACAAUGCACUGUACUACAGUAUACAGCCUACAAUGCACUGUACUACAGUAUACAGCCUACAAUACACUGUACUACAGUAUACAGCCUACAAUACACUGUACUACAGUAUACAGCCUACAAUGCACUGUACUACAGUAUACAGCCUACAAUACACUGUACUACAGUAUACAGCCUACAAUGCACUGUACUACAGUAUACAGCCUACAAUGCACUGUACUACAGUAUACAGCCUACAAUACACUGUACUACAGUAUACAGCCUACAAUGAACUGUACUACAGUAUACAGCCUACAAUGCACUGUACUACAGUAUACAGCCUACAAUGCACUGUACUACAGUAUACAGCCUACAAUACACUGUACUACAGUAUACAGCCUACAAUGCACUGUACUACAGUAUACAGCCUACAAUGCACUGUACUACAGUAUACAGCCUACAAUGCACUGUACUACAGUAUACAGCCUACAAUGCACUGUACUACAGUAUACAGCCUACAAUGCACUGUACUACAGUAUACAGCCUACAAUACACUGUACUACAGUAUACAGCCUACAAUGCACUGUACUACAGUAUACAGCCUACAAUGCACUGUACUACAGUAUACAGCCUACAAUGCACUGUACUACAGUAUACAGCCUACAAUGCACUGUACUACAGUAUACAGCCUACAAUACACUGUACUACAGUAUACAGCCUACAAUGCACUGUACUACAGUAUACAAUACUAAAAGGGACAACAAUCAAAGGAGUAAACAUGUGAUCAAUGUGUUUCUUCUCGUCUUUGGGCUGGGUCGGGCCAGAGCACUUCGUCGACAUCACAAGCAAUAUUGUCCCUCGAGGCAACGGGGGAAGAAGCCUCGUGUGCCGUAUCCAGCCCUGACAUGAUUCCUCACCUACAGUGGGGCAAAAAAGUAUUUAGCCAGCCACCAAUUGUGCAAGUUCCUCCACUUAAAAAUAUGAGAGAGGCCUGUAAUUUUCAUCAUAGGUACACUUCAACUAUGACAGACAAAAUGAGAAAAAAAUUCCAGAAAAUCAUAUUGUAGGAUUUUUAAUCAAUUUAUUUGCAAAUUAUGGUGGAAAAUAAGUAUUUGGUCAAUAACAAAAGCUUCUCAAUACUUUGUUAUAUACCCUUUGUUGGCAAUGACAGAGGUCAAACGUUUUCUGUAAGUCUUCACAAGGUUUUCACACACUGUUGCUGGUAUUUUGGCCCAUUCCUCCAUGCAGAUCUCCUCUAGAGCAGUGAUGUUUUGGGGCUGUUGCUGGGCAACACGGACUUUCAACUCCCUCCAAAGAUUUUCUAUGGGGUUGAGAUCUGGAGACUGGCUAGGCCACGCCAGGACCUUGAAAUGCUUCUUACGAAGCCACUCCUUCGUUGCCCAGACGGUGUGUUUGGGAUCAUUGUCAUGCUGAAAGACCCAGCCACGUUUCAUCUUCAAUGCCCUUGCUGAUGGAAGGAGGUUUUCACUCAAAAUCUCACAAUACAUGGCCCCAUUCAUUCUUUCCUUUACACGGAUCAUUCGUCCUGGUCCCUUUGCAGAAAAACAGCCCCAAAGCAUGAUGUUUCCACCGCCAUGCUUCACAGUAGGUAUGGUGUUCUUUGGAUGCAACUCAGCAUUCUUUGUCCUCCAAACACAACGAGGUGAGUUUUUACCAAAAAGUUCUAUUUUGGUUUCAUCUGACCAUAUGACAUUCUCCCAAUCUUCUUCUGGAUCAUCCAAAUGCUCUCUAGCAAACUUCAGACGGGCCUGGACAUGUACUGGCUUAAGCAGGGGGACACGUCUGGCACUGCAGGAUUUGAGUCCCUGGAGGCGUAGUGUGUUACUGAUGGUAGGCUUUGUUACUUUGGUCCCAGCUCUCUGCAGGUCAUUCACUAGGUCCUCCCGUGUGGUUCUGGGAUUUUUGCUCACCGUUCUUGUGAUCAUUUUGACCCCACGGGGUGAGAUCUUGCGUGGGGUAAGAUCUUGCGUGGAGCCCCAGAUGGAGGGAGAUUAUCAGUAGUCUUGUAUGUCUUCCAAUUCCUAAUAAUUGCUCCCACAGUUGAUUUCUUCAAACCAAGCUGCUUACCUAUUGCAGAUUCAGUCUUCCCAGCCUGGUGCACGUCUACAAUUUUGUUUCUGGUGUCCUUUGACAGCUCUUUGGUCUUGGCCAUAGUGGAGUUUGGAGUGUGACUGUUUGAGGUUGUGGACAGGUGUCUUUUAUACUGAUAACAAGUUCAAACAGGUGCCAUUAAUACAGGUAACGAGUGGAGGACAGAGGAGCCUCUUAAAGAAGAAGUUACAAGUGUGAGAGCCAGAAAUCUUGCUUGUUUGUAGGUGACCAAAUACUUAUUUUCCACCAUAAUUUGCAAAUAAAUUCAUUAAAAAUCCUACAAUGUGAUUUUCUGGAUUUUUUUCCCCUCAUUUUGUCUGUCAUAGUUGAAGUGUACCUAUGAUGAAAAUUACAGGCCUCUCUCAUCUUUUUAAGUGGGAGAACUUGCACAAUUGGUGGCUGACUAAAUACUUUUUUGCCCCACUGUAUAUCACCACAGGCUAAAUCCAUGGCUUGCAGCAGAUUUACUCUGGCGUAAGGUUGUCUAUCAUACACUUUCCAUCUCCAAGAUGAGAAAAACUCCUCAAUCGGAUUCAGGAAAGGCGAGUAUGGAGGGAGGUACAAGUUCAUAAACUGCCCAUUGAUGUUAAACCAUUCCCUUACCUGAGCAGCUCGGUGGAAACUGACAUUGUCCCACACUAUCACAUAGGUGGGAAUGGGAUUCUCAUUGAGCUCUUGACCCUGCUGCUCUUGAAUCUGCUGCUCAAAUAAAAUAUCUCUUAGAUUGGCAAUAAAUCUUAGAAGGUGCUGGGUGUUAUAUGGCCCGAGUGUAACAUGGUGAUGUAGAACACCAUGGUUGCUGAUAGCAGCACAGAUUGUGACAUUGCCACCUCCGUUGACCAGGGACUUCAAAAAUGGCCCGCUGUCCAAUCAUGUUUCGGUCUCUCCUUCUCCUCUUUGUUAGAUUGAAGCCUGCUUCAUCGACAAAGAUGAACUCAUGGGGUCUGUCCAAGGAUUCCAAGUCAAAUAUUGUCUGUGUAGAAAUACAAUAUACUGUAUGUAGGACUUUAAGUCGUACAGAGACGGUGCUAUACUGUAGAGUACAAUUAGGCUUCUGAUUCACAUACAUUGUAUGUACUGAAGAGUAAUGUCAUUCACAUAGUAUGUGUUUAGUACUGUAGACAAUCUGGAUUACAGUAAAUGUUUCUGAAUGUACACUUACUUGCACAUACUGAGCUCGCAGUUCUUUCACCCUUGGUGAGUUGCGUUCAAAAGGUACUCUGUAUACUUGUUUCAUUCGCAUCCUGUUACGAUGGAGGACACGGUCAAUUGUGGAAAUGCUCACACUGUCAAUUCCCUGGAAGUGUAUGUUGUCUUGUAUCACUCGUUCCUGGACUUCUCCGAGUCGUAUUGCAUUAUCUUGAAGGACCAUGCCAACUAUAACGGCCUCUUGCUCCCGAGUGAAUAUAGCUGUCCUUCCACCUGCAUCUGGCAGCCUUGCAAUUCUACAAAAAGUAGUUGUGCAGUUACAAAACAUAUUCAUGCAGUACAAUACAUACAGCGAUUAACUUUACAAAUGUCUAUUGAAACAGCUGCAUAUAAUGUAGUACAGUAAAUUUGCAAUUACAAAAAUACAGUAGUAUACUGUACCUGUUCUCUUCUCUGAAUGUCCUUACUAUGGUGGACACAGGAAAUCGGCUCAAAUUGGGUUGCACUCGAAGUCCUGCUUCCCUCAUUGUCAGUCCAUGGACAAGAACAUGGUCUAUAACUGUUGCUCGAAUUUCAUCAGAUAUUUCCACUCUUUGUCUUCCUCUUUCUUGCCCACCUCGCAUACGCACUCGUCCUCGUCCUCUCACAUUGGAUAGAAGAAACAUUCUCAGACUUUCUUCUUCCCACCUUCAACAGCCUGUUUGCUCUCUGAACUGGCUUAUAUUGGUUGUGUCGCAUCAUUUGAAACAGGUUAAAUCAAUUUUAAGGGGUUGUGUUCAAUCAAUGACAUGUGUUCUCUAUUUGUAUUUGAUUGUUGCCACUUGUGUUUACCAGUAUUGAUGACAUGUGCAUUAGAGUGCAGAAUGUGUUUUGAGAAUGUCUUUAGAGUUUUGUUGAAAAGUCUAAAUGAGAUCUGCAAAUUGUGUUUUACCAUGUGAAAUGGUUUAAGGUAUUGACCAACAAUUAGCUAAAUGAGUCCAGGCAACUGAGAACUUUGUUCAGCCAAUGGGUUUUAGUGUUUUAGCAAUUGAGAAAAACUGUAAUGUGGUUGCAAGCAAUAUAACCCCAACAUAAUCACUAGAAACCUGUGGCACGCCCAGGAGUUCCAACUGCAAUACCCAGAUUCAAGGAGCGGGAUGCCAAAUCCCAACUUUUCAUUGGAUAACUGAAUGGGGAAUUCCCUGUUGUAAUGGACACAUCUCAAUCCCCUCCUCAUAGGAAGUGUGUGUUUCUUGUAAGACUGGGAAUACUUUAGGAAUACUGGACAUUGGAGCGGGAGAGCAGUCCGGCUUACAUUAAGACCUAUCAGCUGUUCAGUCAGCUCCUGGUCAGACUUUUCCACUGGAUGACUUUGCGGGGAUUGCGGUGAAUGGGCCAACUCAAACGGACCAAUUUAUGUUUUUCAAAGACCAAUGUUGGCUAGAAGUGUCAACCCCCAAGCCAUUGUAGAUGACAAUGUAGUAGUUUAAUAAUACGACAGGGGUAAUAAUCAACACAACCCCUCUAUUUAUAUCAACCAAUCACUUAGCAUGUCACAGCUGAUCUUACUAUACAGAAAACACCUCAUGUUACACACGCCUGUCUGUCCGUUUUUGAACAGUUCUACAUUUACAAUGCAAAAUGAUGGGUGUUAGCACAAAGCGCUUAUAUUGUGAUGUUUCUGCUUAUUGUAAAUGAGUUUAAAAUCAACUCUAGAGCUUCUGCUACUAUUUCCACUGCUAGAGAGCAACAUGGCCUGUGUUAUGUUGCACUGUGGAGAGGGAGAGCUAAUGCAUUAAUGUUCUGUUUUCAUCUUUUGCAUUGGACCUGUUUAACCAAAUGCAAGGCUUCUGAAUGUCAUUUCACAUCACAGGAUCAUGAGAGCCGAGUGUGCCACUGAUAGUGAGAAUGUAUUACUUUAACUACAAUAACCUAUUGUCUUCUACUACACACAUAAAUACACACACUGACGUAUGCUCAAGCACAAAAGGGCACAUGUGAGAUGAACACGCAUGCAUGCCAACACAUCUCCAUGGAGACCAAGCGAUGCCGACCCCCGUGAAUAAAAACAAAACACCAGUGCAUGAAAGGAGAAUUAACUUCAUCAUGCCAGCACACAUCUCUUUGAUGUUAACAGUUAUGGGAAUCUUGUUUUUCUUAUCUGAAUAACUAAUUAAUGAUAAUGAAUUGUGAACAUUUUUCAAAAGGCUUAUGAAGACAAAAUAUUUAACCAAUAUGAAUGUAGCCUAUACAGAAUUCGCACGAGAAUAAUUUUUUGAGGAUGUUUCUAAUUUGUUUAUCAUUAUGAUUGAUUGUUCUUUGUCAAGGAUUAAGGUGGGUUGGAAUGCAGCUUGGUUGUGAACUGCUUCCUAUUAAAAAGGCAUUUGUCACAAA
This is a messenger RNA of Salvelinus fontinalis (brook trout), 16290 nucleotides long. RefSeq names its product protein unc-13 homolog A-like. Gene Ontology annotation, cellular component: presynaptic membrane; terminal bouton; synaptic vesicle membrane. NCBI's taxonomy places the organism in Eukaryota, Metazoa, Chordata, Actinopteri, Salmoniformes, Salmonidae. The transcript is spliced from 42 exons. The record is from RefSeq and is a predicted model, not a curated record. Gene Ontology annotation, biological process: neuromuscular junction development; synaptic vesicle maturation; synaptic vesicle priming. Gene Ontology annotation, molecular function: diacylglycerol binding; calmodulin binding; syntaxin-1 binding.